GAUGUGUUAGUGUGUAGUGAAUCCUCCUAAGGCUGUAUUCUGACUCUAUUCUGCACCUCUGUCAGAAUAACAGUGAGGAGGCUGAGAAUAACAGCUGAAUGCCGGCAAUCAUGUUACCAUGGAUAGUCCUCAUCAUCUCUCUGUUUUACUGCAAUAGCAUCAGUGCAACUUACCACAGGAGAAGAGGUUUUUUCCCAUCAGCACUAAGAGUGAAGAGGGGGACGGCAUCAUUGGUAAACCCCAUAUUUCAGAACUCUAUUAAGGAUGUCAAUUUGCUAUUUGAGAUUCUACUGGCUGGACUGCAGUUUGAAGAUGAGCGUGGUCUGUUCUCAGUGCAUGAUGAAGAGCUGGCAUCCCUUCGUCAAACACACAAGUUAGAAGUCAUUUGUGAAGACAUAGUGCCCAAGACGCUGCCAGAGGUGCACAGAUUGACCUCUGCUCUGGUCCAGGGUGUGGGUGCCCUUACAAGAGAAGACUUUGAACGCUUGGUGCUGACGUUGGUUUACACGGCUCAACAAAUGGCUCAGGCCAGCACUGCUCACCAAAGAGAUGCCUGGGCAGGGUCCUUUACCAACCUCUACAAUGCCAUAAAGAAAGACCUCAGCAGCCAGCAGAGCAUCUGAUAGAGAGACAACUGAACUCUUUGGAAAUACCUAGCAAGUUUAGGCCAGUUGCAGCAAAAGGAAAAGAUGAACUGAAGCAUCUUUGCAAUUUCAGAAAUUCAUGUUUUUCUCUAUAUGUGUAUGGGUUUGUUUUUGUACUUUUUCAAGACAACAUGUGUCCUGACGUAGGGGAAAAACAGGAAAAUCAAGGCCAACAUACAAUGUUAAAUGAAUCAAAAUAUUCUGAUAUUGUAAUAUGCUCUCUACAAAAGCUCGAUUUUUGAUUUGUUUGUUUCUUUUAACAAAGGAGCAAAACCAUUUCUUUUUUUGUCACCAAGUUUAAGUUUAGGGUUAUGAUAAGGCUUAGAACAUUCUUAUUACAUACAGGUAUUUACAUAUAUGUAGUACAUAUGAGACAUUGAAAGUAUUACUGCUUUCAGUAAAAUCACUUGCAAUUGCAAGACUUAACAAACCAGAAAUUUACAAUGAAUGUAUUAUGUGUGCAUAACUUAAAGAUGCAGAAAACAAUAAAUGAUUUUUUGAUCUUGA
Molecule: messenger RNA, 1151 nt
Organism: Pygocentrus nattereri (red-bellied piranha)
Lineage: Eukaryota; Metazoa; Chordata; Actinopteri; Characiformes; Serrasalmidae
Product: protein FAM180A-like
Exons: 3
Coding region: 99-623 (174 amino acids)
Source: RefSeq, a predicted model, not a curated record